Trifolium pratense (red clover) is the source of this 1172-nucleotide messenger RNA. RefSeq names its product protein REVERSION-TO-ETHYLENE SENSITIVITY1. Lineage: Eukaryota; Viridiplantae; Streptophyta; Magnoliopsida; Fabales; Fabaceae. Bases 348 to 1061 code for a protein of 237 amino acids. The record is from RefSeq and is a predicted model, not a curated record. Gene Ontology annotation, cellular component: Golgi apparatus; endoplasmic reticulum. The transcript is spliced from 3 exons. Gene Ontology annotation, biological process: response to ethylene; regulation of ethylene-activated signaling pathway.
UCAUCAAAUCACUAUUAAAAAAUAUUUAUAAUUAUCACUAUCAAAAAUCAAAUAUUAAUUAUUUUUUUCAGUUUUUUUAUUCUUUCCAAGUGGUUUCAAUGUUUCAUCCUCACAAUAAAUAAAUCUUACCAAUCUUUUGUAUCAAAAUGAACACACCAACUUUUUCUGUUUACUUCAAACUGACCUCAGAGACAGAUUUUACUACACCCUUUGCUUCUGUCAUAUCUUUGUUUCGGAUCAUUGUGAUUGUUUAUUGUGAGCAGAGUUGCGAUGUUUGAAGGAGGAUCAAUGUGAUCCGGUGAUGCAUCUCUAUAGAAAUUUGAGCAAAUCUGUAUGUUCUGCCGUUCAUGAUGGAGUUAAAUGCAAGUUAUGACAUUGAGGAAUCAUGUUCUACGCAAAAAAUGUUGGAGCAUGAGUUGUGGCCCCUAGAUCCAAUUGAUCCAAAGAAUGCAAAGUUUCCAUGUUGUUUGGUUUGGAAUCCACUUCCAGUUGUCUCAUGGUUGGCACCCUUCAUUGGUCAUGUUGGCAUAUGCAGGGAGGAUGGAACUGUUUUAGAUUUUUCAGGAUCAUAUUGUGUGAAUGUCGAUGAUUUUGCUUUUGGUCCAGUGGCAAGAUACUUGGAACUCGACCGUAGACAGUGUUGCUUUCCUCCUAACCUAUCUGCACAUACAUGCAAACACGGCUACCGGCAUACUGAGUAUGGGACCGCAAUAACAUGGGACGACGCCUUAAGGACAAGUUUGCGGCAUUUCGAGAGUAAAACAUACAACCUUUUCACAUGCAACUGUCACUCAUUUGUUGCUAAUUGUCUGAAUAGGUUCUGUUAUGGUGGAUCAAUGAGUUGGAACAUGGUAAAUGUAGGCAUCUUGAUACUAUUCAAGGGACAUUGGGUUGAUUUCUGGUCUAUUGUAAGGUCUUUUCUGCCUUUUGUUGUGGUUGUUUGCAUAGGUAUUUUCAUGGUUGGAUGGCCCUUCUUACUUGGGUUACUAUCCUUCUCUCUACUCUUAAUUGGAUGGUAUCUAUUGGGUACUUACCUAUUCAAAAGCCUAUUAGAGUGCUAGAUGUACUCUUGAAUUGAAAGAUGAGCAUGAAUUGUGUUUGUUUAAACCAAAUAAUGAUAGAUUCAAAUGUCAAUAUUGUAAUUGGAACAAGAAUAAGUGCAUUUAUGCUUA